UGAUGAGUCAUGUAAAUAAUCAACCUGCAUAAAAAUCGGAUAGUGAUUAUCUGGACAAAUUAUUUGUCCAUUAUAUCACAUGAGAAAAACCAUGUACUUUGACUGUCAUGUACCGUUUUGUAGAAAACAUCUUAUUUAUUUUCCUUAAUUAGUUUGUCAUUAUGUCUAUAAUAAUUGACGUAUAUGCCUAACAUAUUUCUCCAGGUAUGAGUAUUGAAAAUGUUGCAAAAGAUAUUUCAAAGAUUGCUAAAUGAAAGUGAAUGUAGAGCUGUAAUACAACGAAAUACUUUUGUCUUCCUCAAAAUAUAAAAGUUAACCUUUUUCGUUACUGGGAGACUGAAUGGGAGUACCAAGAUAAAGAUGUUACACACACCAAAACAAAGACAGGAGUGUCUAGCCCUUGAGUAACUGGAUGCAUGCCAGCUAUCCUGCAUUCUAAUUUCAAGCCAUCUGGUGGCAGGACGCCAAACCUGACCUUAAAGGGUUUUCUGGACGUCCAGUAGUCAGUUUGUUUAUGAAAAGUUUGACAAAGCUUGUGUGACCAUUACAUAAGAUGUCUGUAUUUAGUCAGUACUUCGGAAAAAUCAGGGCUCCCCAGGGUGGAGAAAAAGUUUACAAGGAUGAAUGUGUUUUCUCAUUUGACAAUCCAGAGUCAGAGACUGGUUUAUAUGUUUGUAUGAACACUUUCCUUGGUUUUGGCAAGAAACAUGUGGAGAGACAUUUCAAGAAAACUGGCAAUGGUGUUUUUCUACACCUUAGAAGAACCAGAAGGGAGGUGGUAAGUGAAGAGCCCCCACCUGAGAAGAAACCUACAAAGAUGGCAAUAGGCUUAGAAGGCGGUUUCCAAACAGAUGAAAUGAAGUUUGUUUUUGAGGAAAAUAAUUCUGUUGUGGUGUUACCAGACUGGAAGGUAUUCCCACUCCCAGACCCAGAACUGCCAGAAAUUGUACAAAUGUCAGUUAAUGGAAUCCUGAAAGCAGAAGAUGCAUGGAAACUGGAGGAAGCUGCAGCAAUGGCUGGAACAUGGGAUGGUGAAAAGAGGAUCAUUUCAAAACAUGCGGAAAACUUGCUACAGCUGGACAAUGGGAAAAAGAUUCCACCUUCAGGAUGGAAGUGUGAGAAAUGUGACCUUACAAACAACCUCUGGCUUAAUCUUACUGAUGGUUCAAUCAUGUGUGGCCGUAAAUUCUUUGAUGGCAGCGGAGGGAACAAUCAUGGCGUUGAACAAUAUCAGGUUACUAAAUACCCUCUGGCAGUGAAGCUAGGAACCAUCACUCCAGAUGGUGCAGAUGUGUUUUCCUAUGACGAGGAUGAUAUGGUUGAAGAUCCUUACCUUGCCAAACAUCUCGCUCACUUUGGUAUCAACAUUACAGCCAUGCAAAAGACAGAGAAGACAAUGAUAGAGUUAGAGAUAGAUCUGAACCAGAAAGUAGGAGAGUGGGACGUCAUACAGGAAGCUGGUAGUAAACUGACACCCAUGUAUGGUCCAGGAUACACAGGCAUGCGUAACCUUGGCAACAGUUGCUAUAUGAACUCUGUGAUGCAAGUUGUGUUCACUCUACCCGACUUCCAGCAAAGAUACUAUAAUGCAGCUGAUGAAAUAUUUGCAAGUGCACCAACAGAUUCAACAUCAGACUUCACAGUUCAGAUGGCAAAGCUAGGACAUGGGCUGCUGUCAGGGGAGUAUUCAAAGUCAAAAGACGGAGGAGAUGAAAAUGUUACUGCACCUACAGGUAUUAGACCUCAGAUGUUUAAAACAUUGAUAGGUAAAGGUCAUCCAGAAUUUUCUACAAAAAGACAGCAAGAUGCUCAGGAAUUUUUCCUGCAUUUACUGUCGUUGUUAGAGAAAAACAAUCGAGGAAAGUUCAACCCCAGUGAGUGCUUCAAGUUUAAGGUAGAAGAGAGAGUUGAAUGUUCAGUGUCCAAAAAGGUGAAAUAUACAGACAGAACAGACUAUCUCAUUGGCCUACCCAUCUCCAUGGACAUGGUUACAAAUAAAGAUGCUGUAUCAGUCUGGGAAACAAAGAAGAAAGAAUUAGAAAGUCUAAAGCAAACUAUAGACCCUAAAGAUAUAGUCCGUCCAAAAAUAUCCAUGCAAACAUGUUUAGAUGCAUUUGGUGCAACAGAAAGUAUAGAAGGUUUCUAUAGCAGUGCUAUUAAUGGUACAUGCAUAGCUAAUAAAUCAACCCGACUUCUAACAUUCCCUGACUUUUUAGUUGUACAAGCAAAGAAAUUCACCGUAGGGGAAGACUGGGUGCCUAAAAAAUUAGACGUGUCAUUAGAUGUAUUACAAGAGCUAGAUCUGUCUCCUCUAAGAGGUCAUGGUCUGCAGCCGGGGGAGGAAGAACUGCCAGAGGCCCCAGCUCAACAGUCACAAGUACAGAUAGAUGAAGCCACUGUAUCCCAGCUUGUUGAUAUGGGAUUCCCAAUAGAAGGUUGUAAGAAAGCUGUAUACCAUACUGGAAACUCAGGAGUGGAACCAGCUAUGAACUGGGUCAUGGAACAUAUGGAAGAUCCAGAUUUUGGUAUGCCAUUUGAAGUCCCAGGUGCUAAGAAAUCCUCAUCUUUUACCCCAAAUGAAGAAGCUCUCGCCAUGAUUAUGUCCAUGGGCUUUAACAGAGAUCAAGCGACUAAAGCACUCAAAGCUACUGAUAAUAAUGUAGAGAGAGGUGUUGAAUGGAUCUUCAGCCAUGCUGACGAGCUGGAAGCACCAAUGGAUACAGAUGAGCAGACAGCACCUGGAGAGGCAUACAGGGACGGUAGUGGAAAGUACAAACUUGUUGCUUUCAUAAGCCAUAUGGGAACAUCUACGAUGGUAGGACACUAUGUCUGUCAUAUACUGAAGGAAGGCAGAUGGGUUAUUUUCAAUGACGAGAAAGUGGCGCUCUCAGAACAUCCCCCGAUGGAUUUGGCCUAUCUUUACCUGUACAGAAGAAUAGAUAAUUAAGGAUGUAAUUUAUUUGCACAUGCACUUGAACCUGUAACAAUCAUAAAUGAACAGUUGAUCUGCGUGAACAAAUGAUAACCGGAAACAAAAAUCACAAACAUUUGUUUUAUAUUAAAAUUAGACAUACUAAAAAUGGACUCUAAAAAUGAAUUACUGUGAAUAAAAUGUGAAUUUAGCAUCUUAUUAAAAAGAGGAAGUUCAUGUUACAUGUAUUUGAAAGUUCUGUAUUUUGCUUUUGUACUGUUACAGAUAUGUUUUUUGUAUGUAAUGAUAUCUAUUUUCUGUUCUAAAGACAGGUUAAUUAAAAUCUGUUCUGUCUUGCAAUAUGUCAUUAACAUAAUUAGCACUAAAUAUUUCAGUGCAAGUUUGUUUAAUGGACUAAAUCCUCAAUCUUGUUCAGUUCCAUUGUACAAUUUCAUUAAGAAUUGAAUGUCAGUAACUGAAGUUCAGUGUCAUUGUCAGCUGAAUGUCAUUAACUGAAGUUCAGUGUCAUUGUCAGCUGAAUGUCAGUAACCGUGGUUCAGUGUCAUUGUCAGCUGAAUGUCAUUAACUGAAGUUCAGUGUCAUUGUCAGCUGAAUGUCAGUAACUGAAGUUCAGUGUCAUUGUAAGCUGAAUGUCAGUAACCGUGGUUCAGUGUCAUUGUCAGCUGAAUGUCAGUAACUGAAGUUCAGUGUCAUUGUCAUCUGAAUGUCAGUCAUUACUAUUUUCCAGUUUCAUUAACAACUGAAUGUCAGUCAUGGCUACAUAUUUUGUUCAGUUUGUGUGUAUCACUAAUAAAUGCUGAUAAUUACUUUUUCUGAUCACUUUUGGUCCAUACCUAGUAUGGUAUGGCUCAGGCUGACUAAUAUUUAGUCAGACAAAAACGUAUCAGCAAAACCUUCAGUUAAAUGACAUUUUGCAUUGAAAAAUAUGCAGACGAAACAGAAUACAAUAAGUUAAUCAUUUUUAAACAAGAAAAAAUAAAAAAAACUUUAAAAUUGUUUGAUUUUAUCAGCAUGAUAUUUGGUGGUUUUGUCCUAUAUAUUUUAUUAGUGGGGAUUUGAAUUUGUAAUUUUCAACUUUUAAAAUAAGUGGGAAUUUUGUUUGUUCAUACAGCUUUAAUUUCGCAGAUUGACUCAGCCGUGACAUUCAUGAAACUUAAUUCUCUACAAAUAUUUCUAAUUCCAUAGUAUGCAAUUUGCUUCUAAUUCAAACUUUUAAAAAAAGGCACUGUACUUGCUUGUUUAUUUAUUUUGCUAAACUGAUUUUCCUGGACUAUUUUGUGUUAGCUUACUGGUUACUUAGACAUGAAAAGAAGUGAAUUAAUUAUCUUUGCUUAAUGAUGACAGGAAAACUUUCAAUAUACACUAUUAUAUUAGACUUAAUGUUUUCGUAAAUGUACAUUGGCAGAAAUUUUUAAUCAAAUAUAUAUUGUUCUUUGCGCUGACAAACUUUUCAAUCUUCUAUAGAAGUUGAAGUGCUCUAACAAAAUUUACAAUGGUCUAUAUAAGAUAAAGGUCUCGGAAAAAUUUUCCAAGCGUCUAUAUAAUUUAAGGGCUCCGAAAUUUUUUUUAGGUUCUAUAUGUAAGUUAUGUGCUCAGACAAAAUUUUCAUUUGUCUAUGUAAGUUGAGUGCUGUGACAAAAUUUUCAAUUGUUUAUAUAAGUUAAUUGCUUUGACAGAGUUUUUCAAACAAUUAAAUAACUUACAUGCUUGACAGUUUUUCCAACAUGGAUGUGGAAAUUAUUUGAAUGAACAUGAGGUAACUAAUGCAUGAAAUGCACACAUAUAUUUUUGUAGAACUUGCUACAAAGAAUGCCUUUGUAUUUUUGUCAUGUAUGUUUUAUAUUUACAUGUUGGUUAAGCUUACAGUUUAAUAAACAUUUAAGAGCUA
Molecule: messenger RNA, 4820 nt
Organism: Mercenaria mercenaria
Lineage: Eukaryota; Metazoa; Mollusca; Bivalvia; Venerida; Veneridae
Product: ubiquitin carboxyl-terminal hydrolase 5-like
Exons: 21
Coding region: 554-2947 (797 amino acids)
Biological process (GO): protein deubiquitination
Molecular function (GO): cysteine-type deubiquitinase activity; protein binding; zinc ion binding
Source: RefSeq, a predicted model, not a curated record